GGUCUCGCUGCCCGGCCUGCACCCGCAGCUGACCCGGAAGUCCACGCCAGACCUUGAGGCCGCAGAAGGCGAGUUUUCCCGCCACCUUGACGGACCUGGGCGUUUUCGGGAGGCGGAGCGGUGCUCUGGCUGGGAGGACCGCUGCCGUUAGGUGCACUCGGAUGGACACAUUCCCAGCGACCACAGACCCAGGGCUCACUUAGCCACUCACCUCCACGUUGGGGAGAGGCGGGAUGGAUAGGUUCUUGGUGAAGCGGAAGCUGGGGGACCUUAUGGGAAAGGGAGAGGAGCCAGCCAACCUUGGGGGAGUCACGGGAAACGCUAGGAAGAAGCCCAGGAGAGAGAUCUCGAGGAGUGCGGGCCACCUGGCCGGCCUGAGCUGGCGGCACAUUCGCUCCAAAGGUCUGAGCUGUGAUUACACAGUACUGUUUGGCAAAGCAGAGGCAGAUGAGAUUUUCCGAGAGUUGGAGGAAGAAGUGGAGUAUUUUACAGGUGCACUGGCCAGGGUGCAAGUAUUUGGGAAGUGGCACAGCGUGCCCAGGAAGCAGGCAACCUAUGGAGACACUGGGCUAACCUACACAUUUUCUGGCCUUACAUUGACUCCAAAACCUUGGAUCCCAGUUCUAGAGCGAGUUCGGGAUUGCAUCUCUGGGGUGACAGGACAGACCUUCAACUUUGUGCUCAUUAACAGGUAUAAAGAUGGACGUGACCACAUCGGGGAGCAUCGAGAUGACGAAAGGGAACUUGCCCCCGGGAGCCCCAUUGCCUCUGUCUCCUUUGGUGCCUGCAGGGACUUCCUCUUCCGGCACAAGAGCUCUCGAGGGAAGAGCCACCAGCAGACAGUGGAGGUGGUCAGGCUACAGCUGGCCCACGGAAGCCUACUGAUGAUGAACCACCCCACCAACACCCACUGGUACCACAGUCUUCCCAUCCGCAAGAAGAUUCUGGCUCCUCGAGUCAACUUGACAUUCCGGAAAAUUUUGCCUACUAAGAAAUAAAACAUUUUUUAACAGUCA
Molecule: messenger RNA, 1016 nt
Organism: Nannospalax galili (Upper Galilee mountains blind mole rat)
Lineage: Eukaryota; Metazoa; Chordata; Mammalia; Rodentia; Spalacidae
Gene: Alkbh2
Product: alkB homolog 2, alpha-ketoglutarate dependent dioxygenase
Exons: 4
Coding region: 234-998 (254 amino acids)
Biological process (GO): DNA repair
Source: RefSeq, a predicted model, not a curated record